Sclerotinia sclerotiorum 1980 UF-70 is the source of this 432-nucleotide messenger RNA. RefSeq lists its product as hypothetical. NCBI's taxonomy places the organism in Eukaryota, Fungi, Ascomycota, Leotiomycetes, Helotiales, Sclerotiniaceae. The coding region runs from base 1 to 432 and encodes 143 amino acids. The record is from RefSeq and is a predicted model, not a curated record. The transcript is spliced from 3 exons.
AUGGGCGUCCAGAUGCUGUAUGAAUGCUCGGGUGAGGCGAAGCAAGAAGCAAAUAACUCGUGCUACAGAUGGUCAGUCAGCACAUCCCACCGGAGUGGUGGCCGGAGUAUGAAAGCACUGCUAUACAUCUUUCAACAUCCGUCAAGUGCUCGCCGUGGGACCAGAUUAUCCUCGGCUUUAUUGGUAUUCGUGGCUAAACAAUCAUCAGAUCAAUCUGAAGCAGAGUGGCUGAAUCUCGCCAAAACCAUGGGUUUCGUUGUGACUCUCAGACCUCGACCCGCGAAACAUGUCGCAGUGCAGAAACAGAAUGUCUGGUCCAUGGUGAACGAUGCUGCUGUCGCCUCACCAGUUCAACCUAUCGUCAAUAUGGAUCAGGGAUUCUUUGACUACAAUCCACCAGAUUUCAUUAUGGACGCCGCUCAGGACGCCUGA